Messenger RNA from Scomber japonicus (chub mackerel), 651 nucleotides. It is a transcript of the gene clxn, whose product is annotated as calaxin. Gene Ontology annotation, molecular function: calcium ion binding. The record is from RefSeq and is a predicted model, not a curated record. The transcript is spliced from 6 exons. Lineage: Eukaryota; Metazoa; Chordata; Actinopteri; Scombriformes; Scombridae. The coding region runs from base 1 to 651 and encodes 216 amino acids.
AUGUCGGAAAUGUCUGCUAUGAACAGAAAGCUGAUCCAAACCCUCGCCGAAACAAUCUCAAAACAAGUGGAGCACUUCAAUAAAACAGAGGUUGCGUGCCUUAUCCGAGAGUUUGACGUGCUGCUAGGGGAGCCGAUAGUCCCCGGUAGAGCCGCCAGCGGCCUGGACAGAGGCAGGUUCAGAAGCAUCCUGCACAACAGCUUUGGGAUGACCGACGACAUGAUCAUGGAUGGAGUCUUCAGGACAUUUGACAAAGACAAUGACGGCUUUAUUAGUAUGAAAGAGUGGAUUGAGGGGCUGUCGGUUUUUCUGCGUGGGACCUUGGAUGAAAAAAUAAAAUACUGCUUUCACGUGUAUGACUUGAACGGCGACAACUACAUCUCUAGAGAAGAGAUGUUUCAUAUGCUGAAGAACAGCCUCAUCAGACAGCCCACUGAGGAAGACCCUGAUGAAGGAAUUAAAGAUCUAGUGGAGAUCACACUGAAGAAGAUGGACCAUGACCAUGAUGGCAGGCUGUCGUUUGCAGACUUUGAGAAUGCAGUGAGAGAGGAGAAUUUAUUGCUUGAGGCUUUUGGAACAUGCCUCCCUGACACAGCGGGUAUUGAGAUAUUUGAGCAGCACAUAUUUCAGGAUCAACUGGACCAAUGGUGA